GGGAUCUGCCGUUAGAGCCGCCGUGGUUGCCCAAGGGGCUGAGUCAGGGCUGGGCGCUGGCCACGUCGGGAAGGGCGGUGGCCACGGUGUGAGGCUCAUUUACCGCCCCGGCUCCGGCUGCACCACAUCACACCAAGGAAACGAGCCCCUCUCCGAGCCCCCCAACCAUGCCCACGGAGACCGAGCGCUGCAUCGAGUCCCUCUUGGCCGUUUUCCAGCGCUACGCGGGACGGGAAGGGGACAACACCACCCUCUCCAAAAGGGAGUUCCUGGCCUUCAUGAACACCGAGCUGGCGGCUUUCACAAAGAACCAGAAGGACCCGGCGGUGCUGGACAGGAUGAUGAAGAAACUGGAUUUGAACAGCGACGGGCAGUUGGACUUCCCCGAGUUCCUCAACCUCAUCGGGGGCAUCGCCGUGGCCUGUCACGACACCCUGGUGGUUAAGCCCCCUGUGCCCUAGGCUGCUGGAUCUCCUCCACCUUCACCACUGUGAACGUUCCUCCAAGAUGACACACCAAAGCUGGAAGCGGUGUUGUCCCCACUCCUCGUUUUUAUGUAUAAAAUAAAAGGUUUCAAACCCUGG
Molecule: messenger RNA, 584 nt
Organism: Calidris pugnax (ruff)
Lineage: Eukaryota; Metazoa; Chordata; Aves; Charadriiformes; Scolopacidae
Gene: S100A11
Product: S100 calcium binding protein A11
Exons: 3
Coding region: 168-461 (97 amino acids)
Biological process (GO): regulation of cell population proliferation
Cellular component (GO): cytoplasm
Molecular function (GO): calcium-dependent protein binding; calcium ion binding
Source: RefSeq, a predicted model, not a curated record